Messenger RNA from Nicotiana tabacum (common tobacco), 1272 nucleotides. Its product is annotated as deoxyhypusine synthase-like. Gene Ontology annotation, molecular function: deoxyhypusine synthase activity. The record is from RefSeq and is a predicted model, not a curated record. Lineage: Eukaryota; Viridiplantae; Streptophyta; Magnoliopsida; Solanales; Solanaceae. Gene Ontology annotation, biological process: peptidyl-hypusine biosynthetic process. Gene Ontology annotation, cellular component: cytoplasm.
CUCGCCGCGUACAUACAUCUUCCGCCUACCAAAAAAAAUGGGAGAGGCCCUCAACGUAAUGGAGUCAGUAAGAUCGGUAGUUUUCAAAGAAUCCGAAAAUCUAGAAGGUUCUGCCACAAAGGUCGAAGGCUACGAUUUCAAUAAAGGAGUUAACUAUGCUGAGCUUUUCAAGUCUAUGGCCUCCACUGGUUUUCAAGCUGCUAAUCUUGGUGACGCCAUUCAAAUUGUUAAUCAAAUGCUAGAUUGGAGGCUUUCACAUGAGCAGCCCAUAGAAGAUUGCAGUGAAGAAGAAAGAGAUGUCACAUACAGAGAGUCUGUGACGUGCAAAAUCUUUUUGGGGUUCACUUCAAACCUUGUCUCUUCUGGUGUUAGAGACACCAUCCGCUACCUUGUUCAGCACCGUAUGGUUGAUGUUGUGGUUACUACAGCUGGUGGUAUUGAGGAGGAUCUCAUAAAAUGCCUUGCACCAACCUACAAGGGGGACUUUUCUUUACCUGGAGCUGUUCUACGCUCAAAAGGAUUGAACCGUAUUGGUAAUUUAUUGGUUCCUAAUGACAACUACUGCAAAUUUGAGAAUUGGAUCAUCCCAAUUUUUGACCAAAUGUAUGAAGAGCAGAUUAAAGAGAAGGUUCUGUGGACACCAUCUAAAGUCAUUGCGCGCCUGGGUAAAGAAAUUAAUGAUGAAACCUCAUACUUGUAUUGGGCUUACAAGAACCGGGUUCCUGUCUUCUGUCCUGGCUUAACUGAUGGAUCACUGGGUGACAUGCUGUACUUCCAUUCUUUCAAAAAGGGAGAUCCAGAUAAUCCAGAUUUUAAUCCUGGUCUAAUCAUUGACAUUGUGGGAGAUAUCAGGGCCAUGAAUAGUGAGGCUGUCCAUGCUGGUUCGAGGAAGACGGGAAUGAUUAUCCUAGGUGGGGGGCUGCCUAAGCAUCAUGUUUGCAAUGCCAAUAUGAUGCGCAAUGGUGCAGAUUUUGCUGUCUACAUUAACACUGCACAAGAGUUUGAUGGUAGUGACUCUGGUGCCCGUCCUGAUGAAGCUGUAUCAUGGGGAAAAAUACGCGGUGGUGCCAAGACUGUGAAGGUACACUGUGAUGCAACUAUUGCAUUCCCCAUAUUAGUAGCUGAGACAUUUGCAGCUGAGAGAAAGGAAUUCUCCCAGAUAAGAUGAGAUCACCAAGUCCCUGGUAAGGUGAGCAUAUCAUGGUUCAACAAUGUUAAAGCUUCAGAAUCCACAAGCCUUUAGCAGCUGCCAAUCAUUUCUGGAUACUAGCG